AUUACUGGAAGUCAUGACCGAACCAUCAAAGUAUGGGAUUUACAGAAAGGAUAUUGUAUCAGAACGAUUUUCUCAUUUUCUAGCUGUAAUGAUGUAGUUCCUUUAGAUGAGGAAGGCACGACUCUUGUAAGCGGUCACCUGGAUAAUAAUUUACGUUUCUGGGAUGUGCGAUCAGGGAAAGAUAUUAAGGAAUUGACUGGCAUCCAUUUGGGACAAAUUACCUCUGUUUCUGUAUCUCCCGAUGGAUCCAAAGUGUUAACUAAUUCUCGCGAUAACACGUUGAAAAUAGUUGAUCUAAGGACAUACGAUGUCGAACAAACAUUACAUGCUGAGGGCUAUAAAACUGGGGCCAAUUGGUCUAAGUCUUGUUUUAGUCCUGACGGAAGAUACGUGGCAGCGGGUUCAUUGGAUGGUACCAUAUUUUAUUGGAACAUCCAAAAAUCUAAACUCGAGAAAACAGUGAAGGAGCAUAAUUCUUCGGUAUGCGGUGUAUCUUGGAGUCCCCAGGGAGGCCAAGUGUUUAGUGCUGACAAGGAUCGUACA
This is a messenger RNA of Racocetra persica, 543 nucleotides long. The record is from the annotation of a GenBank genome assembly. Lineage: Eukaryota; Fungi; Glomeromycota; Glomeromycetes; Diversisporales; Gigasporaceae.